Messenger RNA from Microtus oregoni (creeping vole), 1191 nucleotides. RefSeq names its product UDP-N-acetylglucosamine--peptide N-acetylglucosaminyltransferase 110 kDa subunit-like. Bases 163 to 726 code for a protein of 187 amino acids. Lineage: Eukaryota; Metazoa; Chordata; Mammalia; Rodentia; Cricetidae. The transcript has 4 exons. Gene Ontology annotation, molecular function: protein N-acetylglucosaminyltransferase activity. Gene Ontology annotation, biological process: protein O-linked glycosylation. The record is from RefSeq and is a predicted model, not a curated record.
AUGUUCUUUUUGUUAUUCUAGAUCAAUAAUAAAGCUGCAACUGGAGAGGAGGUUCCCCGUACCAUUAUUGUAACCACCCGUUCCCAGUACGGGCUACCAGAAGAUGCCAUUGUGUACUGUAACUUUAAUCAGUUAUAUAAAAUUGACCCUUCUACCCUGCAGAUGUGGGCAAAUAUUCUGAAACGUGUACCUAAUAGCGUGCUUUGGCUGUUGCGUUUUCCAGCAGUAGGAGAACCCAAUAUUCAACAAUAUGCACAAAAUAUGGGUCUUCCCCAGAAUCGUAUCAUUUUUUCACCUGUGGCUCCGAAAGAGGAGCAUGUCAGAAGAGGUCAGCUGGCUGAUGUCUGUCUGGACACUCCCUUAUGUAAUGGACACACCACAGGAAUGGAUGUUCUCUGGGCAGGAACACCCAUGGUGACUAUGCCAGGAGAGACUCUCGCCUCUCGAGUUGCGGCUUCUCAGCUCACUUGCCUAGGAUGUCUUGAGCUCAUUGCUAAAAGCAGACAAGAAUAUGAAGACAUAGCUGUGAAACUAGGAACUGAUCUAGAAUACCUGAAGAAAAUUCGUGGCAAAGUCUGGAAACAGAGAAUAUCUAGUCCUCUGUUCAACACCAAACAGUACACAAUGGAAUUAGAGCGGCUCUAUCUGCAGAUGUGGGAGCAUUAUGCAGCCGGCAACAAACCUGACCACAUGAUUAAGCCUGUUGAAGUCACUGAGUCAGCCUGAAUAAAAGACUGCGCACGGGAGAAUUACCCCUAUACCUGAGCCUCAACCUUCUGGGGGAAAGGGAACUAGAUAACAUGCUUUGUACUUAUCUGUACAGUACCUUGUUGCAGAUGGAUGAUAUAUAACGAUAAUAGAAUAGCACAGCCAGACUUGCUUCCUGCAUGAUAGGGAGAUACAAGAGAUAAGAAACUGCUACUCCACAAGGAAUCUCUGUAGAGUUUUGCAGUAAGCAGGUGGUGCAGAGGUCUGGAAGGUCUGGUCUCCCUUGGUCUUCCAUGGGAUGCUUAAUGUGGAGGGAGAUAGAGAUUGACCAGCCAUUUCGUGAUUCCAUGGAUAGAUUGAGUCUUCUGAUCCUUUUUUCCUUUAUAUUUUGGGUAUUGGAGCUUUUAAAAAUGUUUGCUUUCAGGUAUUUUUACUUACGUGAAGUGAUCUUGAUUCUUCUGAGAUAAGGUUUUAAACUAAAAU